CAACACGCAACACGAGCUGCGCGUUAACCGCUCGCUCACACAGUAUUUAUUACAACUUCCGACUUUCGACCAUGUUAGCGGGGUGUGCGCAUGCGCGAGAGGAACGGCGCAAUAAAAGUCCCUCAGAUUAAAGCCUCCCGUAUAAAAGCUGUGACUGACAACAGCGCCGGUGCUGGAGCGUCAGUCUGAGCAUAAAGCGAAGUGGACGCAGAGGCUGAAGAGGAGACGUCGAGACAUGUCGAAGCCCGCCAGUGCCGAGGGCCAAGCGAGGGCCCCCCGCGGGGCCAAGCGCUUCAUCAGUGGGGUGGUGGAAGGUUUUUAUGGGCGACCAUGGACUAUGGAGCAGAGAACUGAGCUGUUUAAAAGAGAGCAGAAGUGGGGUUUGAACACGUACCUGUACGCCCCCAAGGAUGACUACAAACACAGGAUGUACUGGAGGGAUCUGUACUCUGCAGAGGAGUCCGUUCAACUCAUCGCCCUGAUAUCGGCGGCUAAACAGCACGACGUCGACUUCAUCUACGCGAUCUCUCCGGGCCUGGACAUUACUUUCUCCAACCCCAAAGAGGUUGCCGCCCUGAAGAGGAAACUGGACCAGGUGAAGCAGUUCGGCUGCAGCUCCUUCUCGCUGCUGUUUGACGACAUUGAGGCCGACAUGUGUCCGGCCGAUAAGCGGGCCUUCAGCUCCUUCGCCCACGCCCAGGUGGCCAUCACGAAUGCAGUGUACCAGCACUUGGGCGACCCUGAGACCUUCCUCUUCUGUCCUACAGAUUAUUGUGCUGCCUUCUGUACUCCCAGUGUGUCCCAGUCGUCAUACCUGCACACGGUGGGUGAGAAGCUGCUGCCGGGGAUCGACGUACUGUGGACCGGUCCCAAAGUGGUAUCUCACAAAAUCUCCGUGGAGUCCAUAGACGAGGUGUCCUCCGUCCUGAAGAGGGCGCCAGUCAUCUGGGACAAUAUCCACGCAAACGACUAUGACCCCCAGAGGAUUUACCUGGGGCCCUUUAAGGAUCGCCCCACGGAGCUCAUCGGCAAACUGGGAGGAGUGCUCACCAAUCCGAACUGCGAGUUCCACCUGAACUUUGUGGCCGUCCACACGUUGGCGACGUGGUGCAAAGCGACCGCCGACGGAGCGCAGAGGGACGUGGAAAAAAAAGGCGAUGAGGAGCAGGACCCGUGCUACAGCCCCCAGGAGGCCCUGACCCUGGCCCUCACUGACUGGCUGCAGGAGUUCCAGAGCAGCGAUCAACCCGGCGGCCGCUGUCGUCCUCCGGCCGGUCUCAAGAAGGAGUCGUCGGGCGAGGAGCCCAUGCAGACGGACGUGGGGGAGGGCUCCUAUGUUCCCGGAGCCGGGGAGAACCCGCUCUACACCGCAGAGCCCCUGACCCUGGCUGACCUGAAGCUGCUGUCCGACAUCUUCCACCUGCCGUACGAAUACGGCCCGACGGCCAGGACCAUGCUGCGGGAGCUGGACUGGCUCAAGAGACACGGCUGGGCCGUCGCCGCGGAGACGGACGUGACUGCCGAGUGGCGCUCCAGAGCGCAGCGGUUCGACGGUCUGUGUGAAGCGGUGGUGCAGAUGUUCAACCGUCUGUCAAACGCCCCGAACCGCCGCAUCCUGUACGACCUCUACGACUACAUCUGUGACAUCAAGAGCGGGGUCGGCCUGGCCCGGGCCUACGUCAAAACACUCGGAGGGCAGGGGGGCGCCCAGCCGAUGACCGACGAUCCUGAACCCUGGGGCUUCAGAGGAGGCCUCUCCGGAGAGUUCCAGAGAAUGCUGCCUUGCCACGGGAACCGGGACCUGUUCCGACAUCCUCCCACGACGGCGGUUUACAGCAUACGGCCGCACCGCGCCGAGGACACGGUGAGGAUGCUCGUCAGACGCCGCGAUACUUCCAAAAAAAUAAACGUAUCCAGCAUUGACGUUCAAGUUUUUUUUCUAGCUGGAGGUGCAAAGGAUUUCAAGGGAGCUGCAGAGCGCAGGAGAGGGCAAGGCGCUCUUGAUGAUGCAGCCGCCACUCAUCGGCGACGGGUAAGAAGGAGUCGAGUUUCUCUCCAGACGUCUCGGUGCUUUUUUAUUCUUCGGUCGUCACGAUCCCUCCUCCCCUCUGCAGCCUGUCGUCGGGGGAGAUCUCCCCCUCCCCUCAGUGCGCUCUCGUCCUGGAGGACGAGAUGGGGGUGUGCGGCUACGCCCUGGCUCUCAUCGACGCCAAGCCGGCCGCAACCAAGAUUCAGGUUCCAGGGGAGUUUUCUGCGAGUUGAGGCAGAGCGAUCGGCGGAUGCUCGACUUCUUCAGUAAGCUGAGCUCCUUCAAACCCGUACCGACAGCCGGGCUGCCCCGCGACGUCGUUGCCGUGGGAACCAGCUUGUGAACCAGAUGAGUCGCAAGGAUCUUCCUCAGGUUGCCAAGUCACCGUGCGGCGCCUCGAACUGCAAUUAGUCAUUUUUGAUCGGUAUAAUUUAGACCGUUUGCUCACGUUCUCAUGCAAAGUAACACGAGUCAAUAUAGAGGACUCACUUUGUAGACGUGAACAUUUUGAAAUGCGACGUCAUUCUUUUAGAUUAAUGUGUUGUUUUAACCCAGCACAGUACAAAUAAUGUAAUGAGAAGAUUUAUACAUAAGAGAACAUUUUUUAUAUCAUUUGCAUUUGAGAGGAUACAAAAUAAACUUGGUUCCUGUUUAAAUAAAAUAGCUGGUGUUUCACUUAU
Messenger RNA from Pseudoliparis swirei, 2709 nucleotides. It is a transcript of the gene ogal, whose product is annotated as O-GlcNAcase like. The record is from RefSeq and is a predicted model, not a curated record. Bases 236 to 2299 code for a protein of 687 amino acids. Gene Ontology annotation, biological process: glycoprotein metabolic process. The transcript is spliced from 14 exons. NCBI's taxonomy places the organism in Eukaryota, Metazoa, Chordata, Actinopteri, Perciformes, Liparidae. Gene Ontology annotation, molecular function: beta-N-acetylglucosaminidase activity.